Messenger RNA from Chenopodium quinoa (quinoa), 1498 nucleotides. Its product is annotated as basic leucine zipper 34-like. Lineage: Eukaryota; Viridiplantae; Streptophyta; Magnoliopsida; Caryophyllales; Amaranthaceae. Gene Ontology annotation, molecular function: DNA-binding transcription factor activity. Gene Ontology annotation, biological process: regulation of DNA-templated transcription. The record is from RefSeq and is a predicted model, not a curated record. The transcript is spliced from 4 exons. Bases 145 to 1230 code for a protein of 361 amino acids.
AGAACCUGUAAAAGGUAAUAUCAUUAUUCAAAAUUUCAUUUUAGAUUAAUAUGUUUGAAUGUGCAUAUUAAAUUUAGUGAAGUUUGGAUUUGCUUGUUUGGAUUUAUCAUUUAUAAGUUACAUGAUCCCUUCUCAGGAGAAAAAAUGCUUGCUGAAUGUAUGGCAAACACCCCAGAAGGGUUCUCAGACAUCCAAAGCGGCCCGUGCAGGGGUCCAAUGUCUCUUCCUCCGAAAGGCCCUUCUCAAGCUCAAUACUGUGGUCUAAUUCCUACUGACAAACAGGUCAAUGUGCCAAACUCUUGUCCCACAGAUGUUUUAUCUGAGGAACCACCACCUUGGCUUGAGGAUCUCCUAAAUGAGCCAGAGAGUCCGAUUAAUAGAACACAUCGACGUUCUGCAAGUGACUCUUCUGCAUACUUUGCUGUAGAUACUAGUGCGGAUGAGUUGUGGUUGAGGAACGUUAUUGGGGCACUUUCUUAUAGUAACCAAAUGCCCCACAAUUUCAAUAGGAUCCCUCAAGUUUCAUUUAACACCGAGAAGUCAAAUGCUGUGACUGCAAGUAAUAAGCAACAGCAAGAUAAGUUGGGGAAAUCACCCUCAACUUCUACUCAUCCAUCAUUAUUACCAAAUGGCCUCAUAAAUGCCAAGGAAGAUGCUGAUUGUCAGGCCUUAGGUAUGUCUUGUUCACCAGAACCAGAUGUAAUAAAAUCUGUAGGGAAUAAACCUGAAACGGAAAAUUCUUCUGGUGGAGGAGGCGACUGCUCUCACUUGAAACCACCUGCUGCAUUGAAUUCUGAUGCAAAACGUAAACAGCAUAAUGCUCGAAGGUCACGUGUCAGGAAGCUUCAAUAUAUUGCAGAGCUGGAGAGAAAUGCCCAAGUUUUGCAGGCAGCAGGAGCUGAAGUAUCAGCACAGCUAGAAUUCCUCGACCAGCAAAAUCUUAUACUUGGUAUGGAGAAUAGAGCAUUAAAACAACGGUUAGAGAGUUUAUCGCAGGAGCAUUACAUAAAAUCAAUGGAACAGGAAAUCUUAGAUAAAGAACUUGCUAGGCUUCAGUACCUGUACCAGCUCCAACGAAAUUUGAGCCAUAAUCAGCCACGGCCACGACAGAAGCAGAAUCCUGCAGUUCAUCGUCGUGGCAAGAGUUAUAAUGACGUUGAUUCUCAGCUUUCCAAGCUCAGUUUACACCCUCCAAAACCUAUUGCUCCCAGCAACGCGGCCCUUGAGUAAAUGCUCUAGACCCUGAUCUUUUUCAAUAUGUAUAGCUCUUGUGGUUCUACAAACUUAAGUUAAUUAGUUUUAGGUGUAUAGCCCGUGAUCAUUUGCCGGUAUAAAUCAUUGAAGAUCUCCUACAGAACUAAUUUACAGUAAUUCGGAUUCUAAGGGAAGGAGAUCAUAUUCGAGUUAAGUGUUAAUAUAUAUUUACUUGUGUAAUUAUUCUCCUAGUACAUUGUAUUAUUUGAAGGGAUGAUUUAUUAUGUAACUACUGUAUAAAGUA